ACUAAUCUCUGCUUGGAAGCACAGCCUGGAGGGAUGCAAGAGGCUUUGGAGGAGCUUAUUUCUCUGCACAAGGGAGAAUGGAAGAAUCUGAGUGAUGGGCACAGACUUGGGUGACCAAACUGGCUGCCAGAGCAGCUUCUGGCCUGAAUGCCAACCACACCAAGAACAUUUGUACUAAAACUGAAGCAGCAAUUUCCAAUGUGGGAUUUCUGCCCUUCUGCCCACCCCUCCCAGCAGCUCAGGCCAGGUGAGGGAGCAGCCGGGUCAGGGAGCACAGGGAUGCUGCAGUGCAGCUCGCUCACGGCAGUUACUGAGGACAGCAUUUAGAAAUAAAAGCAGAGGGAGGAUUCUGCUGCAAAAUCACGAUUCAGCUCGUCACCCAGCACACGAGAGGAUAUGCUGGAGUUACACAAGAGGCGCGUGGAGGCAGAACACAAAGACAAGCCCUCGUUGCGGAACCCCGCUGGCCCUGCAAGUCAGGCGUUGCCAGCACUCCCCGCAAAGCAAUUUUCUGCAGUGCGUUUGCGUGUCUGCCGUGCAGCAGCAGCGUGCAGCGAUGCAGCGCGGAGCUGAGCCGCGUGCGCUCCUGUCGCCCGGCUGCUUUGCUGCUCGGCUGCGUGCAUCACAGCAGGCUCAGCAGGGAAGGGCUCCGGCAGGCUAUAUUUAGCAGCAACAACAAAACAGGCAGCCGGAUCAGCUGACUGGGCGCAGCGAGCACGGGUUAGUUGUAGGCAGCACGUAUCCUGCACGGAAGGCAGGGCGAGAGAGAGCAGGGCACGGAGCUGGGAGGUACCCCACCACCCGCAGGGGCUGCGGCUCAGCCAUGGCUCCCCGGAUAAGACUGAGUGUUUCAAAGCCUCUCCCAACCAUCUGCGAAACCCAUGAGGAGGCAAUGGAAGACCUAAACAACAAUCCAAAGCACACUGCAAACACUUCAACCAACCCAGAUUUGUACUCUAGCGAUGAUUACAUUCAAUCUAUCUGCCACCUUGCCAGACCCACCUUCCCAGGCAUUCCUGAAAGCAGCCAUAGGGUUCAGGACAGAAGAAUCCUGCAGACUCUGGAAGCCAUGUCAUGGUCCCCAUCCCAGCAAGAAACAUCAGUGUGUAAAUUGACCAAUUUCAUCUCAAAUGUGAUGCCACCAGGAAAAGCUUUGUCUGCUCCUGAUGAUGCAGAAGCCAACUUCUGGUCCAGAGAGGAUCCCCUGGCACAGAUCUACAGGCGCACAGGAAAUCUCUGCUCCUCCAAGGGUUUGUGGACCAAAAGCUCCAGCACUGACUCCUCACAGUGCACCUCCUCCAGCCACCUGGGCUCCCUUCAUCCCCCAGCCAUGAAAGAAGAAGCCCCAGGGAAACUACAUUUCCCACGGAUGUUUAGUUUUCCGAGGUUUCCCUCUCCAAGGCCAAUGCAGAAAGAAACGCUCUGCUCAGAGCUGAGGUGUCUCAGAAAAGAUGAGGGAGUGGUUGUAGGGAGCAAUCACAGUCAGAAAGAAGAUGCUCCCAGGUUUAUUAACGCUGAAGAGCUAUUGCUGUGCUCAGCCAGAGGGAAGCUACUAGGAAAUCAGGUUUUGCACUGCUCUGUAAGGAGGCAGGGUUUGUUUGAGGCAGCAGGUGCUGAUGAAAAAGAAGGGAGAGAAACUUCUCACUGUGACAAAAACACAGUGGGUGAUGUUCCCAGUAAACAGAGAUACUCCAAGUGCUUCCAAGCAGCUAAAAAAGCCGUGAUUCAUAAUUGGAUUUCAGAGCACAGAUGCAUGUGGAAAGAAGCAAAGAUAAAAGCUUGUUUGCUCCCAGCCAUUGCUGAAGUGUGAAAAAGUAUCUGUUCCGAAUAAUGUUGUUUGCAAGAAAUAACCACCCUGUGCUCUAGAAGCUCUCCCUGGAGUCCUUAUGUGGAAAACAUGGCUUGAAUGUGCAUGCAAGUCAGGAAACCUUUUGUGAUCCAUCUUACCUCUCAUCAGUGGGCAAAUGGACAACUUGGAGUCCAGUCCUCUGAGGAAGCAGCAAUUAAUUCUCAUUUUGGAAAGGCAGUGGUUCAUAAAGCAUUGCCCCACACCUAUUGCCUUGAACUGCCCUGAGCAUGGAGAAAAUUGAAGAGCCAUCUGUUUUGAAGAAGUAAUCUGAAGGAAAAAAAAACAACAACCCACACACCUACUGCCAUUUCACAACAGAUGCCAAGCAGCCAGAUGUUACACAAGCUUGGGUACAGUUAUUCUGAAAGAAACAUUCUGAACAGUGCUUGGACAGUACUAAAUAUGCCCUCACUGACAUGCAUUCACUGAGAAACACUGCAUAGAUCACUGCAUCAACACCAGAAUACCACUGGGUCAGUCAUCUGUUAGUGCUUUCAUGUGAAGGAAUAUUUUUAAUAAAGAAGCCUGUGAUGAGGAUUUGUUAGAGGACAACAUGGAAAAUACUGAAACUGUUCCAGGUGGGACUUUUCCCCUUUCUUAGCACUGCAAAAAUUUAUGACUUUCACUUCACAACCUAACCUGGUUGGAGAUGACUGGCAGCUCUGGGUGAGCAUUGCGAACACUGGUCUGGUGCUGCUGCCCUGGCCCUGCAAGAAAUCAAGGUCUCAGUGCUCUGCUCCCAUCAGUGCCUGCACUGCUGUCUGUGCUGGGUGGGAGCAGAGCUGGGAGCUGAGCAAGCUCUGUGCACAUAGGUCUGUUUCUCUUCUGUGUGCUUCCCCCAAAUUGGCCACACUAACCACACUGACUUUUCUAUGCCUGCUGCUGUGAGACCGAUACAUGAAGAAAAAUAACCAUCAUAACAAGUCCCCAGGACAACCCCUUUGUUGCUGAUGCUGCACGGGAUGUCUGCAGGAGGAGCAGUGCUGCUGUGGGAUCCCGCAUGCUGAGCACACGGUCAGGUCAUCCUGUAACCACCACACUGAGACAAUUUCAUCUCCUGAAGCCUUCACUCAUUGUCACUGUCCCACAGCACACAGCACUGCAAAGAGGAGCAGGUGAGAGAACAGCUAAGUAACGCUAGUGCAAUUAUUGCUGCCACUGCCACAAAUCAAUCCUUUGGCAGGGAGAGGAUACAAGGACCAGGCUGUUUGCUCAACUGCAGCCAGGAUGGGAAAUGCCACCGCAAAGCCGCCGGUAUAGCAGUGCUCGCAAGUGAGUUCUGAAACACCCUUGAGUAGAUUAAAUCAGACGGCAACUUCUGCUCAGUACAACACAAGUGUAAAUAUACUCAAGGAUCAAAAGGAGAGCAAAUCUGAACUGUUCAUUCUCACAUCUCUUACCUCAAGUAUUUUUAUUCCUGUUGAAACUCAUUAACGCUCUGGAGCCGAACUGCUUCUCAUCUCCAUUUUCAGACUAACCACACAGCAAGAACAAAGGCGAAGGCGGCUGCAGCUUUUUUAGGGCCUAUAGAGAGCCUGAGCUGAACAAGGACCGCAUGGGCUCUGCCUCCCCCUCCUCUGCCCUUCCCUUUUGGGUUUGUAUAGGGAUGGAGGUGAUGUUUGCCCUUAUUGCUAUGCGGAUGUUUCGGUUUCUGUCCAUGUUUAAGACACCAAUGCCUAGCAAGUCUUGUGCCAACUGCAUGUAUCACCAUAUUUGACCAAGAAAGCAAAUAAAACCCUUACACCAAUCAGCUCUCUCUGUUCUUACUGGCCCACGAGUGACCUUUCAGGUGCAAUCCUCAAACUUUCCCAGAAAAGCUCCAUAGAAACCUAAAACCCUCGGGGGGGAGAAGCUUUGGAGUGCAGCAAAGAGAGGCACAGACAAGCUCAGGUGAUGUUGGCAUCCAAAUCCCACCUGUAGCUUUCAGUCUCAGGUUUCACAACUUGUAGGCAAUCUGUAGCUAACACAGAAAUUCAUUCAAGUGGUCAUGCAGACUUUUACUGCUGCAAGCAGUGAAUUCACUUGGACACAGAAAACCAUGACCAAAAUUAGAAAACCAGAGACAGAGAGGCAGAAACAAAGUUGUCCCCUUCUUUUCUCAUCAAUGUCACAAUCAGCUCUAAGUGAAUUCAACAGAAUUAGCACAGAGAAGCGUCAGCAGAGGAAAGGGAGGGCCUUAAAGGACAACAGUUACUAUCAGCUCAGAGCAAGGAUGAGGAAGCAACAGCUCUGAGAGCCUGGCUAAUGGGAUCUGGUUAUCAGUGCAGAGCAGCCACAGCACUCCAAGGAGCUAAUGCACUGCACAUAGGGUUUCUCUGCAGAUAGAAAGGCUGCACUGAUCAGAAACUAAGACAUGAACCAAUGCAAUGUGUUUAGAAACAGAAAAGGUCAGGAACACAUUUGUCCUAAAGGGGGGACACAAUGGCAAGAUGGGAAAUGGAGAAGGUCCAUGCAGGAAGCCCUUGUGUGAAGUCAGCAAAGCCAGUUUCUUUGUACUACUGUAGUAGUAGUGUAACAUGGUAGCAGUGUAAAAGCAGCUUUUUUAAAGAAAAAGAAAAGAUCGAAAUUUUAAAGCUUUGAGAGAAAACACAGCCUAGUUUAGGGGAAUCAGAUCCAAGCCCGAGGUGAGAUAUGGGGUCCCUCUACACAGGUUAGCAGCUGUGUGGAUUGUGCAUCAAGCUUUCCCCUUGCCCUGAAAUGCCACAGUUGGGCCUAAUGCUCAUUGAAAGUGUUUUUAGCUAACUUCGAGCCUCUACAAAUGGAGAGUAAUGAUAAAUGGUGUACAAUGAAGUUAAACUGCAUUUAGUGACUAAAGAGGAAUCUCUUAGCUUUGGAAAAAAAAAAAAAAAAAAAA
Molecule: messenger RNA, 4703 nt
Organism: Phasianus colchicus (ring-necked pheasant)
Lineage: Eukaryota; Metazoa; Chordata; Aves; Galliformes; Phasianidae
Biological process (GO): regulation of autophagy
Cellular component (GO): mitochondrion
Source: RefSeq, a predicted model, not a curated record